Molecule: messenger RNA, 2505 nt
Organism: Mugil cephalus (flathead mullet)
Lineage: Eukaryota; Metazoa; Chordata; Actinopteri; Mugiliformes; Mugilidae
Product: alpha-(1,3)-fucosyltransferase 4-like
Exons: 1
Coding region: 1148-2323 (391 amino acids)
Cellular component (GO): membrane
Molecular function (GO): alpha-(1->3)-fucosyltransferase activity
Source: RefSeq, a predicted model, not a curated record
GAUCGGGACGCAUUCAUGUAACGACACACAGCCCGGAUAGGUGACCGCUUUGAGAGCCACGUGUCAUUAUCUGAAGGACCGUGUUUGAUUUUGUGUGUGUGUGUGUGUGUGUGUGUGUUUGUUUAGGUUAGAUCACCAAAUUAAAACUGUGAGUCAUUUAUUAACAAUUCUGGUUAGAGGGUGCCGCCGCAACGCUGGGUCAUGUGUGAUAAAUAAAACAUUCAAGACAAACCUUUUCAAAGUCUUGCUGCUGCAUGCCUAAUUUGUAGCUGAAAUGUUUAUUCAUUUGGCAAAUUAAACAUGCAUGUUUGAAAAAAAAAAUCCUAAUGUCACUACACCCGAGCAGACUGCACAGGACACGUUGUGCGUGUGUAGGGAGACACCUACUGGUGGAUGAAGUGUAGCGUUUGAUGUGGGGGACAGAACUGAGGGGCCACUGGUUAUUACCAAGUUUUUAUAUUGGUAUUAAUUAAUAUUAAUUGUUUAAUAAUCACACUAAUAGAUUCCUGUUAAAUGGUUAGAACCCUAAAAUGAGACUCCAAUAUUAUCAACUCUUCCACCUGAUCAGGUUUUUCAUCUACUUUUCAGCUGCCAAUAAACUUGACUCUGAAUUAAAAAAAAAAAAAAGUCUUGUUCUGUAAAGAAAAAAAAAGUGCUUAUUUCAUCAGCAGGACACCGCGCCCUGGGUCAAGGUGUUUACCCAACUCAGAAGUGUCUUGGAGGCCCCCUGUCAGUAAACAGGCCUCACAAAAGUCCCAUUCAGCGGUAACUGGAACCCAGACCGACCGUGCCACGUCGAAAUGGUUGAGGACGCAGCACCAGGGCAAACUUGUUUCACGUUAUUUGAAGACAAGCGGCAUAAUUAUUGCAUGCCAGGAAGAAAAUAUGCCACAAAGCAGGAAGAAGUUUGUUCGAGGCGUGGAUUGUUGCAGAGUUCAUUAACGUAUAACUCGAUCACCUGGCCUCUACAGUUGUUUAUGCACCUGAACGGCUUUUAAAGUAGGGCAUCUGGGUGUGGUGGGACCCUGGCUAUUUUCUGUAACCCACGUCCCGCGAAAAGACCAAAGGGUAGCGGUUUGUACAUGAAAACAAAGCGACGUCGUAAAAGUUUUGAUUGAACCCAGACGUUGCAUGGUGGAAAGCGUCGAUGGGAGUUGGAGCUCAGUGGAAAGCAUCGGGCCGCUCCACAAACUCAGCUCACAGAGCGGGCAGGCGCUCAUGUUCGUCCCGGUGGGAGAAAUGUUGUCUGCGCUUCCUCAAAUGGACCUGCUGUUCACUGUGCGUGGCUACCGUCAGUUUUUUGUUUAUCCUGGGAGUCUGUCUGCUCUACCUACCGGAACCGUUUAGGCUCGAUCCGUUUCUGUCUUUCUCCCAUGAGGACGUCCCAGUGACUCUCCUGAUAUGGACGCAUCCGUUCGGUCGGUAUCGCGAACUUCCGGACUGCUGGGAGCAAUACGAGAUCGGCGGCUGUACGCUCACCGACGACGCACUAACGUACCUCGAGGCCGACGCUGUAAUCUUCCACCACCGAGAGAUCGCCACCGGCGACGCGUUUCUGCCACUGGAACCGCGCCCCCCUGCUCAAAAGUGGAUAUGGAUGAACUACGAGUCCCCCACGCACACAACCGGGCUUUGGCGAUUCGAGCACAUCUUCAACCUCACAAUGAGCUACAGGGCGGACUCGGACAUUUUCCUGCCCUACGGUUACCUGGUCCCCCGCGCGCACACAACCAGCGGUCUCCAAAACCGUUUUGCGCGUCCCCUUCGCGGACUCUCCCACCCAAACCGCCACAGGCACCGCCUCGUGACCUGGGUCAUCAGCAACUGGUCGGAGUCCCAUGCCCGAGUGGCCCUCUACUACCAGCUUCGCCAGUACAUCCAGAUUGAUGUGUACGGGCGCGCAGGUCGGCCGGUGCCAUCGGGCACCAGCGUGGUUCGCCUGAUUGGAAGGUACAUGUUCUACCUGGCGCUGGAAAACUCUCAGCACACCGACUACAUCACGGAGAAGCUGUGGAACGCAGUGAAGGCUGGAGCGGUCCCGGUGGUGCUGGGUCCGUCCAGGCAGAACUACGAGCGCUUCUUGCCCCCGGAGGCUUUCAUCCACGUGGACGACUUCAGCACAGUGAAAGAGCUGGCCCGAUACCUGCUGACGCUGGGGCGCAGUCCUGCAAGGAUGAGGCGGCACCUGGACUGGAGGGGGAGCUACAGCCUGCACCAGCCGGCCUUCUGGGGGGAACACUACUGCACGGCCUGCAGGGCGGUGAAGAGCGCCAGAGGCAGAACGGAUGUGGUGAAAGGCCUGGCACGCUGGUUUCGCUCGUGAAAACCGUUUCACCUCCAGCACCUGUUUGAACAGAGCACAGAGCUGAGAGAUAAGACAAAUGUAAACACACAUAACAAUGAGAACAACAGACCCACUGCCCACCUGCUGCUUUCAAAUUUCACAGAUGAGAUCUAAUAUCACAUUUAAAUCAUGUGACUAAUUAAAGUAAAAACUAAAAAUAA